UUGUCAAUUUACAUCCAACGCAAUAGGAAGCCAGCAGUCCUGAACAUGAUACUUCUGUCCUCCAUAUCGUACCGCUCUUGAUUCUGUAGUAAUUCUCUGACUAAGUUUGUUCCUCUUCGUACACACGAAGUCUGUCAGUUUGGUUGUGCAUUGAUUGUAGUCUGAUGAAUUGUCUGCAGUGUAGAGUCUUGUCUCCAGUGUAAGGUAUUGUGAUUGAACGAAUAGUAUGCACUAAACUUUUUCACCGAAAAAAACAAAAAAACAAACAAAUAGAUACUGGAAUAGCAACGAUGCACACAUACGCAUCGGGUUACUGAUUUGCACUGAUAAUACUUGUCGAUUCUAAGAUCUAGUUGAUGCGUUAGCCUAUUUGAGAUUGAUUUAAAAGCCGAUAUUUAUUGAUUUGAUAGGUCUGUGGAUACUAGAAACAUCCAAGUAUUUGAUUAUCGUUUAAAGUUAGCUAGAAGAAGCAAGUAAUUGAAAUCUCGGGAGUGAGCUUCGCUACGUAGACGACAUUCUCAGUAUCGAUUGAGCGAACGUGGAAGUGGGAUUGCAUAAACUCAACGUACUAUGACGGUUGAUCUGCAUUACUACGCGCGGAACGAAGGCACCUCAGAUAUUCAAGACAUGAGGGGCGAGUUCCAACUGAAUCGCAACGUCAAGAAGGAAAUGCGGUUUUCUUCGACUAUUCAACACAGUUCCGACUUUCCACCGACACUCCUGGAUGCCCGGAGAGCGAUGGCAGAACCUGGCGAUUUGAGUUACUUUGGCUUGUCACCAAAGAAGUCCCGCGCUAAAGAAAGCUCCAAGUACUUCGGGGUCCGGUUUAGGCCCGACCUCCAGAAGUGGGUCGCCGAAAUUCGUGUUGCGGAAUGGAAGUCCGUCGACAAAAAAGUGUGGCUGGGAACCUUCGACAGUGAAGAGGGUGCCGCUCGAGCAGUAGAUGCCGCCAGGAAGCUCCUCAAGUGCAAGAAGAAACGAGGGUUCAAUAUUCCUAGUGCUGAGCUGGAUGCGUACUCGGAGAAGAUACCAUCCAAUUUAAAAUUAACAAACCUGUUGGACGACUCCAUGUUCAAAGAAGUCACCCUCUUUGUCAAAAAGAGAGCCCAAGAGUACGCCUCAAGUUUCACUUCUGGCCAGGUCUUUACCAGCUCGGAUUACCAGGUGCAGCCGGAUCUGAGCUACUUCGACGUAAAUCUGUUGCAGCGUAUUGGCGAUCCGUUGCAGGAGGAGGUGUCAUGUUUGGCUUCCCAAUCCUCAGCACUGCAUGGGUUGGAGCUUUACAACGACCAGACAUGCGCGGUUAUCGCAGCCUCUUACCCAUGUAGCUGCUUCUCAUCAUUAAAUAAUUUUAGUCCUCCGUCGUGUGUCUCAGAUGGCCGCUGCUCCUCCUUGGAUGCAUCCAACGAGGCUCAAGAGAACUUGCUCCAAGCAUACGAAGAUGCUUGUUACCGUCGAGGUGCUGGUGGUUCCGAUUGGCAGAAUUUUGGUUCAUAUUCGUCUCCGAACUCAAACGUCGAGUCGCAGCAUGAGACUGAUACAACAUAUGAUCAUGUACUGCUGGAGGAGCAGGGACUUGGUUGCAGUGGAAAUAUGAGAAAUGCAGGUCAUUCUUCAGAUUUUUGGGAUGUGAUCGACGAGUGCAUGUUCGACAAUCAAGUCCACUGGGGUCGUCAUCACUCAGCCAUGGAUCUGACUACGGGUGAUGAGAUGCAGCCUUGUGUUGACAUCCCGAUGCCGAAUGUGAUCCUCUCACCUCAAUACCAAUUCACGACCAGCAAUGUUAAUACAAGUACAGACUCCCAGUUCAACAACUCUCAAACUACUGUAAGCCAUGCUCUUUUGAACUCCACGGAGUUCUCACAGGCAGUCUGCUAGAAUGUAAUAAAAAUCCACAACCGUCGGUUUCACUAGCUCACUGUGGUUGAAAACAACGACCAUGGUUUGUGAAAAAAUCGAAGCGCACUACUGCAUGUAUCAUACUCAUUCUACAAUAAGGU
Messenger RNA from Physcomitrium patens, 2000 nucleotides. RefSeq lists its product as uncharacterized. Gene Ontology annotation, molecular function: DNA binding; DNA-binding transcription factor activity. Gene Ontology annotation, biological process: regulation of DNA-templated transcription. The record is from RefSeq and is a predicted model, not a curated record. NCBI's taxonomy places the organism in Eukaryota, Viridiplantae, Streptophyta, Bryopsida, Funariales, Funariaceae.